This is a messenger RNA of Chrysemys picta bellii (western painted turtle), 1382 nucleotides long. It is a transcript of the gene C2H7orf78, whose product is annotated as chromosome 2 C7orf78 homolog. NCBI's taxonomy places the organism in Eukaryota, Metazoa, Chordata, Testudines, Emydidae. The record is from RefSeq and is a predicted model, not a curated record.
UUGUACAACAAAAGAAUAAAUAGCUCCCAGAAUAAACAUGUGCUGUGAGUUCAUCUCUUUGCUCAGCGUCCCCUAGCACUGUAGAGAAGAGAAGCCCGGCUGUGUGAUACAACACGUGAAGCUGGGCAGAGAAACCUGACUUUACAGAGUGGUCCUAGCUGACAUCAAGACUCCAUUGUGCUGGGUGAUGUACGCGCACAUACCAAGAGACAGAGUCUGCCCUGAAGAACCUACAAUCCAAGGGCUUGUCUAAAUGAACAGGGGUUAAAAUACCUGUGAGGAAAAAUCCCAUAAUGCUCACCACUAGCUACAAAGGCAGACAGCCCACCUUCUCUUUUGAAAGACAAAUCAAAUUUUCUGCAUGCCUGGAUUUGGCCUUUGCACAGAAUCAAAGUUUUGUGCAGCAGCUCCGAGCCACCCCGCAGAGAGAUAUAUGGCAAAAGCAGCCUCCUGAUUUUAGCUACAAAUUCUAUAAAUCUUCUAGGCCUUCACGAAAACCACUAGAAAAGGAAAAGGAAGAUUUGAAGAAGGCCAAUAGCACUGAGACUAAGCAACAGCUGCCAAAGAUAAAGACCAGCCAGUUCCACACUGCUUCGGAAAGGAAGAAAGAGUUGCCCAAGAUUGUCACAAGGUUUCCACACGUGGGCUCAUAUGAAGUGGAUAUAAUGUUUGUGGAGAAUGGAAAAUAUAAGACUGGCAUAUACCAAGAUCCCAAACCACAUGAUUUUAGGCAGUAUGAAACUAAUAUACCAGACUUUGUGACAAGUUACUCCAGAGACCCUUUCAAUUUAAAGUUCAAAUCUCAACAUUUAAAUGCAAUUCAUGGACUUCAGCCAUUGAAAGACAAGCAAAAGGACACCAAGGGGAGAUUCAUUACUUACAAGCCUUGUGAAUGCAAAUGGGAAUCCAGGCUAAUUCUGCCAAAGAACCCUUGGCCACCGAAGUCUGCUUCAUUUACGAGACACAGAAGGCGACGUGGUGCCCACACGGCGUUCCUAGAUCGUGUGGAUGAAAAGCUAUGUACAAUAUGGCAGGAGGAAGCCUGCCAGCCCAAAUAGCAGGAAGAGGAAAAAGCAAUGCAGUGGAAUUUUUCUAGCAGGAUCCAAGUCAAUGCACCAAGUCCAGCCCUAUGAAAUGUAUGAACCUCAGCAAAUCCUGUGAAAGAUACUAGUGGUGCUUCGCUGCAUUUCUUGUACGUCCUGUUGUGCCAGAUGUCAAAUUUUUGAGAACUCCAACCUGGAAUAACUAACAAGGGCUAGAUCCUGAGCUGUUGUAAACCGGCAUAGAUUGCUCCAUUGACUGAGGAUCUGGAAUAUCUUUAGCACAAUACAGCAGGCAUAACUUUAAAUUUAUACCAGUAUAAAAUGGAAACCCUAAAUCUA